CACAAUUUAUGUCUGGUCAAAGUAAAACCUUCAAGAACAUGUUUCAACCAGCAGAAUAGAUUCACCUUACCAGACGACGUUUUUGAAGAUCACACGCUGGUUGACAUUCACGGGCGGCCUCUCUGUAUAUAUUGCUCAAUGCAUACAGGUCGAUUUGUAUCAAAAUUGAAAGGAUGAUCAUGGAAGAUAACUUGAUCUGUUACUUUGCUCUCUGCCUUCUUAUUCCGAUCACUUUGAAGCUCUUGUUCCAAACAAGAUCAGGAUUGAAAAAGCUCCCUCCAAGUCCGCCUUCUCUUCCUAUACUGGGCAACCUUUUGCAACUGAAACAACCUCUCCAUAGCCACCUUCAUUCCCUCUCUCAAAAAUAUGGCCCCAUCUUCUCUCUCCGUCUCGGCUCUCAUUUUGCUGUCGUCGUUUCAUCUCCCUCCGCUGUUGAGGAGUGUUUCACCAAAAACGAUAUCAUCCUUGCCAACCGCUUUCGCAACAGCAAGACCGAGUACAUCAGUUACAACAACACCGUGCUCAUCACAUCUUCCUACGGGGACCAUUGGCGCAACUUACGUCGUAUAUGCUCCCUCGAGAUCCUCUCAACACACCGUAUCAACUCAUUCUCCAAUCUCCGAGUCGACGAGGCCAAGCUGUUGCUUCGCAAGCUGUCUCGCCAGUCUCGCAAAGACUUCGCGAAGGUGGAGUUGAGGUCAAUGUUUUCAGAUCUGACCUUUAACAACAUAAUGAGAAUGGUUGCCGGAAAACGGUAUUUCGGCGACGAAUCUGAUUUAACCAACAUGGAGGAAGCGAAGCGGUUUAGAGAUGUCAUGGACGAGAUCUCAUCUUUCAGUUUGGGAUCCAAGGAGUCAAACCUUGGGGAUUUUUUGCCUCUGUUCCAGUGGAUUGACUUCAAUGGUUACCGGAAGAGAUUGCGAAGUGUUGGGAAGAAGAUGGAUGAGCUGUGGCAAGGGCUGAUCGACGAGCAUCGAUAUAAGAAGGAAGGAUUGGAAAGCACUAAUACUUUGAUAGAUCAUUUACUCGCAUCCCAAGAAUCACAACCCGAGUAUUACACUGAUGAAAUUAUCAAAGGCCUUAUUAUGGCGUUGAUAAUAGCAGGAACAGAAACUUCAGCGAUCACAUUAGAGUGGGCAAUAUCACAUCUGUUGAACCAUCCAGAGGUAUUAGAAAAGGCAAGGAUUGAGUUGGAAGCUGAGGUUGGAGAAGAGCGCCUUGUAGAAGAAGCAGACGUGGCCAGACUGCCAUAUCUUAAGUGCGUCAUCUCUGAGACUCUGCGGCUGAGCCCGGCGGCCCCAAUGCUCCUACCCCAUGUGGCUUCAGACGAUUGCUCCGUAGGGGGUUAUGAUGUGCCACGUGGCACAAUGUUGCUUGUAAAUGCGUGGGCUAUCCACAGGGACCCUAAUCUAUGGACUGAUCCAAUGAGCUUUAGGCCCGAGAGGUUUGAAAAUGAGGAAGCAGACGCCCGUAAGCUGAUAGCCUUUGGAAUGGGGAGAAGGGCCUGUCCAGGAGCAGGCUUGGCCCAACGAACAGUAGGGUUGACUUUGGCAGCAUUAAUACAAUGUUUUGAUUGGAAAAGGGUCGGAGACGAAUAUGUUGACAUGACUGAAAGGGCGGGAUCGUUGAUGUUCAAGGCCAUUCCGCUGGAGGCUCAAUGCAAGGCACGUCCCAUACUCAGCAAGAUUCCAUUAUAAGCCUAUAACCGUAGACAAUACUCUGAUCGUGCUGUUAUUUUAAGGCUUCAAGUCAAAGUCCAGCAUAUUGGCUUCGGAGCCCGAACUUGCUUUA
Messenger RNA from Prosopis cineraria, 1791 nucleotides. Its product is annotated as cytochrome P450 81E8-like. NCBI's taxonomy places the organism in Eukaryota, Viridiplantae, Streptophyta, Magnoliopsida, Fabales, Fabaceae. The transcript is spliced from 2 exons. The record is from RefSeq and is a predicted model, not a curated record. Gene Ontology annotation, molecular function: iron ion binding; heme binding; monooxygenase activity. Bases 174 to 1697 code for a protein of 507 amino acids.